CCCAGACUGAGCCUGUUGGUUAGUUCCCACUUAUAGCACCCUGACAACAUGACUACGUUCACCAAUGUCGCACUUCUCGCUCUGUCCCUCCUUGUCCUUGGAGCUCAAGGAGGCCUGGUGAAGCGAGUAGUCGGCGGUCAGCAGUAUGACGACGGAGACUACCCGUACAGCGUGUCCCUGUGGUACAUGGGCGAGAACAACAUCUUCACCAACAACACACCGGGCAUGCACCACACCUGCGGGGGGUCGCUCAUUGACCCUGAGUGGGUGCUCACCUCGGCUCUGUGCUUCGAUGUCUGAGUCCUAUGGAGACAUCGCUUUGCUGAAGUUGUCAUCGGCUGCAUCGAUCGAUGACGACACUGUUUCUACUGUUGGCUACAAUUUCAAUUCUGACUGCCCCGAGGUCAACCAAAGCUGUACUGUGAUAGGCUGGGGACAGACCCAGGAGGAACCGUUCGGGUACGGCGCCGAGUUCCCCAGCGAAGUGGAUGUGGACGUCGUUUCGGAAGCGGACUGUGUAGACUUCUACUACAACCCCAACGUCACAGCGCUCAUGGGGCCCAUCAGGAUUGACAACGGCACUCUGUGUGCCGGUCUGCCGCAAGGGGGCGCUGAUGCUUGCUAUGGAGAUUCUGGGAGCCCGCUGCUGUGUGGAUGUGAUCUGGAGGACCAGGUGUACACGGUUGUGGCGGGAAUUGUCUCCACGGGCUUAGGCUGUGCCAGGGCGGGUACCCCAGCGAUCUACACACAGGUCAGCGAGUAGGCCUACUCCGACUGGAUUGACCACGUGCACAUGAAAGAAAUUAUGUCGAUUUUAUUUUUACUUGUCUGAAGAUCAAUAAAUAUGUACGCACAUGCA
Molecule: messenger RNA, 859 nt
Organism: Aplysia californica (California sea hare)
Lineage: Eukaryota; Metazoa; Mollusca; Gastropoda; Aplysiida; Aplysiidae
Product: acrosin
Biological process (GO): proteolysis
Molecular function (GO): serine-type endopeptidase activity
Source: RefSeq, a predicted model, not a curated record